AUGACUGGUUCGCCAGCAAAACUCGCGUAUUGUACUGACACUGAAAAAAGUGUGGUGGUCAAUAAUUUCGAGAAGCGCGGAUGGUUUCCAGUCAGUGCAGAUGACGACUGGAAUUUUUACUGGGCGGGGCCGCAGACUUGCAGGGCUUUGUUCAGCGUCGACAGCGGUUACCGCAUGAACGACAACCAGUGA
Notodromas monacha is the source of this 192-nucleotide messenger RNA. The record is from the annotation of a GenBank genome assembly. Lineage: Eukaryota; Metazoa; Arthropoda; Ostracoda; Podocopida; Cyprididae.